Messenger RNA from Ipomoea nil (Japanese morning glory), 660 nucleotides. RefSeq lists its product as uncharacterized. The transcript has 3 exons. The record is from RefSeq and is a predicted model, not a curated record. Lineage: Eukaryota; Viridiplantae; Streptophyta; Magnoliopsida; Solanales; Convolvulaceae. The coding region runs from base 45 to 422 and encodes 125 amino acids.
CCGGCUAAUAUAACUCCUUCUUAGCUUGCCAAAUUUAGUAAAUAAUGUUCAUAUCGCCUGCUUGUAGUCGCAUCUUCUGCAGUAUAAUCAUCAUCGUUCUUGGACUACUCUUCUUACUUUCACAUCAUCAUCAUCAUCACGCUUCUGUUGGUUUCUUUGGAGUCUACCCAGCAGAUGAUCACCACCAUGCUUCUGUUGUGGUUGGUGAUCAUAUAUUAAGGAGGAAGAUGAUUGCAACCAGCCUACAUGUUUCUCCAGCCUUUCCCCGGAACUUACGGAAGCUCUUACGCACUUCACCAGAUAAGAGCACGGAGACCGACGGCGACCACCUUCUCCGGGGACAAAGAACUGCAGCUUGGAGUAGUGAUGAUGCAACAAAAAAGAAGCUAGUAGGCCGGGAAUUUGGGGUGGUGGUGGCCUGAAAGUUAUAACGAUAUAAUGAUGAUGAAUAUGUAGUGGUUGAGACUUGAGAGUAGACGAUCCCGGCGAAGGCUGAUUGCGGCCAGUCCUUGUGAUUCUGAACCCGCUCCAGGUUACCGUCGUUAAGCUCCAUGUCUCCAUCUACCUUAGCCCGUCUGAGCCAGCUGAUCGAGAUCAUGUGCUUUAAUUAAUUUUAUUAUGUUCAAAGUAUAUACUUAAUUAUUGGUAUUGUUUAUAUUU